Molecule: messenger RNA, 3573 nt
Organism: Echinostoma caproni
Lineage: Eukaryota; Metazoa; Platyhelminthes; Trematoda; Plagiorchiida; Echinostomatidae
Source: the annotation of a GenBank genome assembly
AUGGGUUUUCUCAAAAUGGACGAAGCUCCCGGUUAUCAUCAUGCAAUUGUACUCUCUCCGGCCACAUACGCUCGACAUAUGUUCCCUGAGGAUAUAGCUAGAAAUGAGGCAUUUUGGAAAAGUGAAGAUUCUGCUUGGCAUCUUGCCACACAGCUGAUGAGUCGUUAUUCCACUUUGAAUGUGCUUGGAUUUCGUGCCUCCUUUCCAAUCCCACCGGAUGUUUGGUCGGAUGCAACUAAACUGAACGCAUGCUUCUUCUCACAGGCCAGUCGAAUUAUCAUACUGGUUCCCAGCGAUGCGGAAUCACACAUUGUCACAUUCAGUCAAACGUGCCUGUGUCCUCUGUUGACCAAGACAGAAGAACAGGGAGGUCAUCCCGAGUGGAGAGAACGAUUUGUCGCCGCAGUCAUAGGAAACGUGAGGGUUCCCACAGAAUUGGCUCCUGGAGUUCCUUUUAUUAAAGUUGUUCGAUUCAGAGAAAUCGGUUGGGUACGUGAUAUCACUGCCAUGAUGUUGUUGCAACGCGCCAUCCAAGAAUUUUGGGUUCCAUCUCAUGCGAGAACCGGUCCAACGCGUCCCUAUUGGAACUGGGCCGGGGGCAAUGCACAAUCCAGCUGUCAGUUGAGUGAGACCAUAGAGACCAAAACCGUCCUAGGUAUGUGCACACAUGUGAGUGGUCAGAUGGAAACUCCAGCAACGAACACGUCUGACCUCGGACGGUCAAAAAGUGUGGACAGUCGUUGCUCAUCUAGUCGACGCAGACGGCGGCGACGACACCAACAAGAACACGGCGAUCAGACUGUGACAAGCCGUAGCCGAUCCCGUUCACAACAUUCCAGCAGUUCUGGCUAUCGCAGUUUAGAUCCGGAAUUCGAAGCGCAGCAGACGGAAGAACUGAUAGUGGACACUAGAGUAAUUAAUGUUCUGGAUGGAACCCAGCCAAUCUAUCUUGUGGAUGUAAUGCGCAAUGCGAGUGCAGCGCAAAAAGUGGAGAAUUCACAUGCUUCUAAAUUGGAAGAAUCACAUAGCAAAGUAGUAUCUAAAUCAGAGCAUACGGAAACAAACUCAGUCAGUGAGAAUCUUUCGACAAAUGUUGAAAUGACAACAACUGUGGAACCACAUGCCGAUCCCAGUGUGCUUCGCUCUGAUUUGCCUAAGAAGCCGCCCAAACCAGAUGUGGACGAGUUGUCUUUUGAGGGAACCAGUGUCACAAAAGACGAAGAAGACACAGGUUCACACGAAAUAGAUAAUCCCGGUUCCUUCUCCGAACCUAAAAGUUUGAUUGAGAGAAAAACUAUCAAAGAUGAAACCGACCCUCUGGAGGAUACCAGCUUGAGUGAAAAAUCCACUCUGAAGCCCGCACGUGAAGUCGAUAAGGUCAUCGACGAUAACUUAUCUUACGACCACUCUCAAAAAAUGACUACAUCAGUAACUAAAUACGAUGCAUCCCUGUCUGAAUCCAGCCAAAAUGUUGUGCUCUCUAAUCAGAAGGAACAUUUGAAUGAUCGAUUCUACAAACCCGAUCAAGAGGGCGCCACAAAAUUGAAAAAUUGGUCACAAAGAGUCGAAACAGAGUUGCAAAGUUCGGUUACCACUAAUAGGUAUGAUAAGAAAAAGUCACUAGGUUGCAGCGAUCGCAUGGUCAGUAAACAGGCCUGUGGUGUACCUCCGGAUAGAAUGAACGAAGGAGUUGAAUGUCGACAAAACUCCCCCAUUCUUGUAUCCAGAUCGGAAGGUGACAGGUUGAAAUCACCUCCUCCACCGCCGUUACCACCUAAAACUAAGGCCAGUUUUAUUUUCUCGCAAAUGUUUUACACAAAGCAGAAAGAUAAACAAAAUAGUGUGGAGUUUCCUCUGCCUUAUAUUAAUUCAGAUGGAGUGUUUAAAAAACAGGAAACACUAAUGUCCAUGCGAGAAACCGAUAAGCAAAUCGCUUCACAUGAACCAGAGGCAUCAAACAAACCCAUUUGCUCCGAUACGACUACGGAACGAGAGGACAGUGAACAAAAGCGAGAAACCGAACCUAAUAGAAGUCCCCCUGUCAUUGGUAAACAUUGUUGGGGUGUUGUUAAUACUGAAGGCCCGUUGAUUCAAAAAUCAUGCAUUGAUUUUUCAUCUUUUUCCUAUGAGGAGAAAAGGAAUGAUGUCAGCGAACUUGAUAGCCUAGAUGCAUCGCUGGUCUCCCCUAUCAUUGCUCAGAAAUCUUCAGUUACCGCUACACCAUCGCCUCAAAUGAGCAUGUCUACAACCACAAAUCACCAAGAUAUACAAAAAGAUAGUUCGCUCGUACAAUCAAAGACAGAGCCAUUGUCUGUUGUUCAUCACAUUCCCGUAGUCCUGGCACCCACCGUAAAUCAAGCUCCAGAUCAGAUCAAGCCCGUACACGAAAUGUCCACAAAACCAACACUAAUCUCCCAACCUGUGAGCGUACAAACUCGAUCACCUCCAGUUAACGUUGAGCGAGUGGUUACCGUAUCACCGAAUCAGAGUGGUAGUCCUUCGCUCAGGAAGAAACACGUAUCCUACUCAACCGAGACGAUCACGUGUGAACAUACCAUCUCGGAGUGUACGGAAAUAUCCAGUAGGUCUAUGCCAGCUGCAAAACGCUUGCCACUGUUGCUCGAACAUCAGACAGACGCCGCACAACGCUCCAGUCCCCAUGUCCCAAUUCGUGCGCGAUCUACCACACCGGAACAAGUGGGACCCAGCUGGAUUCCACCACGCAGUAGAACCAUAUCUGAGGAGUGUGAACUGACAUCAAGACGUAACUUACACAGUAGCAUCACUCCAUCCGGUCGAGUUUUGUACUUCCGAUCCGCCGCACCCAGUCGAGUUUCCGGUAAAGAUUUCGGAUCUUAUAAACUCCCCAGAUCACUGAGCUCCAGUCGUGUUCGAUUGGCUGAACCUACUGUCCUCACUGGAAGCCUAUCAGAAUCUCCUAACGUGAAGUCUAGACCACGAGUACACAUUUAUCCAUCCCCCUGGCGCCCAAUUUAUGACGAAACCGUAGCAGAUGCUACCACCCAAAUGGCCGGACCACUGGCCACGGGCUACAUGGAAUCGGAAGGAGUAAGGUGUUAUGCAUUUACCGGAACGCACUACCGAAAAACCACAUCUCCUACUCCUCGUCUAGUUGUGUACAAGGACACAAGUGUUUGGACUGGACCUGAUGCAACAGAAACCUAUCGAUUGGAAGUUAUGUUUGCAACCCGGGCAAGGAUCAAAAGCCCUCGGCAACAGAGUCUGCUAGUACAGUCGGUUCCGAUGAAGGUAGACCACAUUGAUGUGGUGGAUGCGAAACCGAGUGAAUUACAGGCUUUACCUGUCUCGUCCACAGCCCCGGAUCAGACGAAACCCAGUCCCACUUCGUCCGAGUUGAGUGUGGCGAAAUCGCGUGAAAAACUUAUCGAUUGGAAAACCAUUUUAUUGUUCAUUCUUUCGUGUUUUGUGGCCCUGAUUGCUCUCACAGUGGCCUAUUUCUGUCUCUUCUCCGAUCCGGACAAUGAAGAAACCGAUCAAACAGGCACUCGGGCCUGGUUUCAGACAUUCACUUCUCGACUCUGGCGCCAGUGA